CGUAGAACCAUUUCCGCGAUUGCGCGCAUGCAUUUAGCUGAGGGAACGCUGCGAAAGCGCAUCAUCAAUCCGCUGACUUGGUUCGUAUGCGUAAACAUCAACGAACAGGUAGAGAGUGACAUCUACAGCUUCCUUCGUCGUUUCUUCAGAGUUGACACUACAGUCUAGGCCAGGGUUUGUCUAACUGUAGUGUUUAUCUCCUUGUGUACUUGUGCACUGAGCUGAAUAUAUCAUAAAAAAGGUGUUCUCUUCUCUGCGAAACUCAAUUCACCUGUCUGCCUGAGCUGCAUCUGGUCACCGUCACUACUACUUCAUUUGUACUUUUUGUAGUAGCCAAAACAGUAGGUAGGACCGUCACUAGGAGUCCAAAGUAACGUUCUUCAGUCUUACAGAAGAGUGAAGAUCGACCAGUCAAACCAACUAAUGAAAUGGCUCUGAGCAAGGAUGUUCAAGAUAUCGAGAAUCUUCUGGCCUUAAACCCACGAGUGCUGAAACAUGCCAGUGUGGUCACUACCAAGACGACCAAGUCAAAUCGUAAACAUUGGAAACGCAACGGCCCCCAGUCUUGUGCGACCUGUGGGGAGUUGGACAACAACUUUGAUGACAUUAAGCACACCACACUGAGCGAGAGGGCGGCACUGAAGGAGGCAGCCCGGUGCCUGAAAUGCGCAGACGCUCCUUGCCAGAAGAGUUGUCCCACCCAGCUGGACAUCAAAGCCUUUAUCACCAGCAUUGCCAACAAGAACUACUAUGGGGCAUCUAAGGCCAUCUUUUCCGACAAUCCCCUGGGUCUGACCUGCGGUAUGGUUUGCCCUACCAGUGACCUGUGCGUGGGGGGUUGUAACCUUCACGCUUCGGAAGAGGGUGCCAUAAACAUCGGUGGGCUGCAGCAGUUUGCCACCGAGAUCUUCAAGGCUAUGAAGAUCCCACAGAUCCGUGACCCAAACCUGCCCCCACCUGACCAGCUCCCUGAGAGCUACCAGGCCAAGGUGGCGCUGAUCGGCUGCGGGCCGGCCAGCAUCAGCUGUGCCACCUUCCUGGCCCGCCUGGGCUACAGUGACCUGACCAUCUAUGAGAGAGAGGACUACAUCGGCGGGCUGAGCUCCUCCGAGAUCCCACAGUUUCGCCUCAACUACGAUGUGGUGGCCUUUGAGGUGGAUCUGAUGAAGGACCUGGGUGUGAAGAUUGAACUUGGGAAGGGCCUGGGAGGCAGCGGAUUGACGCUGCAGUCACUGAAGGAGUCUGGAUACGAGGCAGUCUUCAUCGGGAUCGGACUGCCAGAGGCAAAACGCAUCCCCAUUUUUUAUGGCCUGACGAAGGAGCAAGGCUUCUACACCUCCAAGGACUACUUACCGCUCGUUGCUAAAGCCAGCAAACCAGGUAUGUGUGCAUGUAAGUCUCAGCUACCCCAGCUGCAUGGUAACGUCAUCGUUCUUGGUGCUGGAGAUACGGCCUUUGACUGUGCCACGUCAGCCCUGCGAUGCGGUGCCAAGCGGGUGUAUAUUGUCUUCCGUAAAGGUUUCACCACCAUCAGAGCGGUCCCUGAAGAGAUGGAGCUAGCCAGAGAGGAGCGGUGUGAGUUCAUGCCGUUCUUGUCCCCGAAGAAGGUCAUCAUGAAGGGGGAUCGCAUCUCGGGCCUAGAGCUGUGCCGUACCGAGCAGGAUGCAGAUGGCAAGUGGAUAGAGGACGAGGAGCAGAUGGUCCGUCUCAAGGCAGACUUCAUCAUCUCAGCGUUUGGCUCAGCACUCCAUGAUGAGCAAGUCAGGGCGGCCAUGGCUCCCAUCAACUUCAACUCCUGGGGUCUGCCCGAGGUAAAUCCAGACACCAUGCAGAGCAGUGAACCAUGGGUCUUCUGCGGCGGCGACCUGGCUGGACUGGCCAACACCACCGUGGAGUCAGUCAACGACGGGAAAACGGCUGCCUGGUAUCUACACAAAUACCUACAGUCCCUCCAUGGCCUCCCCGUGUCAACCACCCCCGUUCUCCCGAAGUUCUACAGCCCCAUUGACCUUGUCGACCUCGGCACCGAGAUCUGCGGCCUCAAGUUUGAGAAUCCCUUUGGCCUGGCCAGCGCCCCACCCACCACCUCAGCCCCCAUGAUACGACGGGCGUUCCGAGCCGGCUGGGGGUUUGUGGUCACCAAGACUUUCACUCUAGACAAGGACAUAGUUACCAAUGUCUCACCUCGUAUCGUCCGGGGCACCACCUCAGGCCACACCUUUGGCCCGGGCCAGGGCUCCUUCCUAAACAUCGAGCUGGUCAGCGAGAAGACCAGCGCCUACUGGUGCCGCAGCGUCCGGGAGCUCAAGCAGGAUUUCCCCCAAAAGAUCGUCAUUGCCAGCAUCAUGUGCAGCUACAACAAAGAGGAUUGGUUCAAGCUGAGCCAGAUGGCUGAGGAACACGGUGCCGACGCCCUGGAGUUGAACCUGUCCUGUCCCCACGGCAUGGGAGAGCGAGGCAUGGGCCUGGCCUGUGGCCAAAACCCUGAGCUGGUCCUGAACAUCUGCCGCUGGGUCCGGGAGGCCGUCAAGAUUCCCUUCUUUGCCAAGCUGACCCCUAAUGUCACCUCCAUCGUGGAGAUUGCCCGUGCAGCCAAGAACGGUGGAGCUGACGGCGUGACCGCUACCAACACCGUCUCGGGCCUGAUGGGACUGCGGGGUUCCUCAAGCGCAUGGCCUGCCAUAGGCAAGGAGCAGCGCACCACCUACGGCGGUGUAUCUGGGAACGCCAUCCGGCCCAUCGCUCUCCGCGCCGUGUCGGCCAUUGCCGGUGCCCUGCCGGGGUUCCCCAUUCUGGCCACAGGCGGGAUUGAUUCAGCCGAGGUUGGACUCCAGUACUUGCAUGCCGGAGCAGCCGCCCUCCAGGUUUGUAGCGCAGUGCAGAACCAGGAUUUCACCUUGAUCGAGGACUACGUGACAGGCCUGAAGGCUCUACUGUACAUGGAGAGCAUCAGUGCGUUUGAGGACUGGGAUGGUCAGAGCCCUCCUACCGCCAGACACCAGAAGGGCAAAUUGGUGCCCAAGGUUGCUGACAUCGUAGGCAAGCAUCUGCCAUCAUUUGGACCCUACCAGCAAGAGCGGAUCCGUAGACUGGCAGAAUACAAGAGGAAAGUGGGCCCACUGCCAUACCCCGACCAAUCUGAGGAGGAAGGCUCCACCAACAAGCCAAAGAAGGCUGUCCCAACCAUCAAGGAUGUCAUUGGGUGCGCCCUGGAUCGCAUCGGUUCCUACGGUGACCUGGAUAACACCCAGCAAGUGGUGGCACUCAUCGACGAAGAGAUGUGCAUCAACUGCGGCAAGUGCUACAUGACCUGCAACGACAACGGCUACCAGGCCAUCACCUUCGACCCCGCUACCCACCUGCCACACGUGACCAAAGACUGCACCGGUUGCACGCUGUGCGUCAGCGUAUGCCCGAUCAUCGACUGCAUCAAGAUGGUCAAGCGUGAGAUACCCUACAUACCAAACCGUGGGGUAGCGCUCAGUGCUUCUUCCUAAUAACAUUCAGUCCGUACAAGGUAACAUUUUGCCUGAUUGUUUCUGGCCUGACAUACCUCAGCCUUUUUAUUCAGCAGUGUGACUCCUUGAAAAUACUAGUUCUGGUUUCUCCUUCCCCACGGCUGGAUUAUUUCCGGUUGAGACUCUUAAAGUAUGAUGUCGCAAAAUAUCCCAGCAAAACUGAAAAUUUUUCAACAUGGAAGAACUAACAACACAAAAAUUUUACUUUGGCAUCAAAACUUUGCUGUUGUUAAAUGUCUAACAAAAACCAAUUUAAAGUCUUAAUGCCUUUGACAGAACGUGUGUGCUAAAGCAAAAUGAUUUAUCAUUAUAUUAAAUCAAUAUAUAUCAUAAUACCAACUUAAUAAUAAAUUACUUAUAGGAUUUCAGAUGUGCUAUUAUGCCACUGGGUAAUCAGGGUAAAGUGAUGGAACAUACCAGAUGAAGAUCGGAAGUGAUUUUCAGUAUGAUACUAUUUGCCUAUCAUGUCCAAUAUUUAACAUUUAAAAUAAAAAUAUAUUGCUUUUUUGAAUGAAAAUAUAUUUAACAUUUUAUUUAAAGUUUUUAUUCACCUGUCAUAUUGAAUACUUACAACCGUGAGAUUUGCAAUUGCUUGUAAAUUGCAAAUUGAUGUAAAGGAGACAUUGAUAUGUCAGAAUGGAAAAAAUAAUAUUUCUGCCCAAAGAUGUUUAAUGAAACCAAAAAUGAAGUGAAGACAAUGGGGUUUGCAGUUUUAUUGCCUUUUAUUUUGACAUUGCACAGAAAUUGCAUGGUGACCAUUCCUCAGGAAGUUUCAAUUGUAUAUUUGUUUUCCCCCAGGGAUUGUUACAUAUCUUGAUUAUUAAUCAUUUCCUGAUGGUAUUGUUCCACAUCCAAACUGCCCCUUGCAAGAUAUAAAUUUCAGCCAAGAAUGCUGACUUUUUUGAGAGGACAAGAUUACCAUAUGCACAGUCCUUUACAAAGUUGGACUUUCGAGCUGCUGACCCUUGGUGGUCAUCGGUUCACGGUCUGCACUGUUACUUUUAAAAACUCCAAGACAAUGUCUGUGUAAGCUCAGUCAUGGCCCAAAGCCAUUUGAGGGCAGCAAACACAACCCUCCAUAGACUGUUUGUGUACAGACUUAGUGGGAAUCACUCAGGUGUGAGGAUGAGCAUGGAAGUGUUUGAGCGCCCUCCUUGUUUUGACAUCAUCAUGCUUAGACAUCGUCAUGCGCGAUGUGGUUUACCAUAGUUAUACACUGUGCAUACACUGUGGUGGUUGGGUCUGACAUUUUUAGCUGUCAAAAGAUUUUGGUUCAACCCCAUCUGCUGAAGUCAAGUCUUGGCAUAAGUGAGAAAAAAUGUCAGGUGUGUGGAAGUUUUGGAUCAGUUUUCAGGGUAGCUGGACGACAGGCAGAUUGUGAGUGCUUUACCCCACUAGCCCUGAAGUUGGCAUACCACCUCCCCCCAUGCCUUGACAUCCUUUGAGGUAAAGUAGUUGACCAGAUGCCAACAGCUGAACAGUGCAUAGUCUACACAUUUUGCCAAACAUUUAAAAAAAUUCACAGAUUGCCAAUUUUUUGGAAGUAUUGAUAUCAGUUGGAAGUUGAUACAAAAUUACAGUAUUACUAAACAUUCUUGUCUGGUAACUAUUUGACAUCCUUUAAGGAAAGUUUUAAGUUCAUCGAGUAAAAUAUAUUAGUUGGAGUGUACUUAUACACGUAUGUAUGCAUGUAGUGUGUGCUUUUCUUAUGUAGUUCUGAUUUCAUUCAAUUGACAGAUACAAUUGUGCUUUUAAUCAAGUUGAAUGCAGUGACGAUGGCACCUUGGUUUCUGUGGAGCCUUUGAAAUCAUGGAGUUAGGGAACUAGAGUCAUUUUUGUUUGUGUUUUCUUGUGGUGACUGCUGUGUGUGAUUACUACUAAGAUUGAAGCACUGUAGUUGUUGCAGGGAGAGAGUUGAUUUCAAGACACAUGCUGAAGAGUGUCGAUGUGUGGUGUACCAGGUGACAAGGUCGGUUGAGGGCUUACCUGUUACACAACCCUUGUACAAAAAAUUCAUCCCUUUUAUGCGGGACUAAAUUCGACCGUCAGCAUGAAAUCCUUCAGGUUAUGGUCUGAUUAACAUUUCAUGACCCCCUAGUUUUGAACUAGACGAGUAAGCAAAACAAACAGUAGUAAGCACAAGAUUUUAAAUAGCAGUAUCUAUGUACAUGAAGUAGCACUUUGACUAGUACUGGCCCCUCCCCAUAGUAAUGGCCCCUCCCCAUAGUACUGGCCCCUCCCCAUAGCAAUGGCCCCUCCCCAUAGCAAUGGCCCCUCCCCAUAAGAGGUGUACAGGGCUCAUGAUGUGAAGUUUACUUAGGAACAAUGUACUUUGCAUGUUUUACUCUUAAAUUUAAGAAAACAAUCAGGCACCUCUUUUUGGUUACUCUUGUUGAAAAGGGUCCUUUUUAAAAAAGUUUUAAUUUUCAGUUUCACUGACUUAAUUUAGGUGCCGCUUGUAUUAUUCAUUACAGGAAGACACUGCUCAUUUUUUUCGGGGGGGGGGGUGUUUAGAUCGUUAACCCAGCAUGCGCCCAUUGAAAAAUAAUGUGAGAAACUUUCACUUGCCGGCCAACAGACAUGAACUCAAACCACCGAAGGAGAAAAAAAAAAUGAAAACAGCAAAUGUGUGAACGUCCGCCACAUUUCUGGCAGAAACUACUAUAAAACACUGAAGUUUCUCCUUCAGAUGACAUCACACUUUCGCUCAUCAAUAUGCCUAUUUGUAUAGCAUUCAAGUCAUAAAGGUGCCACAAUGCCCCCAAGAUUGUAUGGACAAAAAUGAAAAUUGGUUUGAAUGGGACACAACAGAGGUUUUCUGUUUACAAGAACUUGCAUUAAAAAAAUUACAUCACAUGGCCUCCGUUCGGUUUUCUACUUUGGGCAAUUUUUGCACUUGGCAGAUGCUGUCUCCUUUCGUAGCAGGAUGAGUGAUGACUAUCCCAUGAAUUGUCUUGAUUUAAUCAUUUAAUCUUCUAGAAUUGUGCAGCAGAUUUACCAGGGGGAAAAUUAGCAUUAUAAAAAAUGCUGACGCACAAAACUGAAUUGUCCUUAAUGAGAUUAUUUGAAUCCAUGAUAGAGUAAACAUAACAGUUGUAUCCCAACUUAUUAUUUCCUUUUAUCUUUAAGAUAUCGUAGAGUGGUUAGACUUUACAGUAGUGCUUCAAGGACUGGAGUUUUUUACAAGAUUUGAAAAUUUAACUGAUCAAUUUGUGAAUGACCUUUUCAACUUUUUCUGAAGAUGGUAUUUUUGGAAAAAAAAUUAGGCGACAAAGUAAUUGGACAUAUAUUUUAAACAGUCGUCAACUUCCAAAGGUAUUUCUCAGAAGUUCAUUUGACAUAGAAAAUUGAGUGGCUUUAGUGUAAAGGCAGUUCACUUACCAUUCCAAUUUGUACAAAAAAAGAAGAAAACCAUUAUUUUGAAAUCUACUUCUUUAUCAGGAUUGUUGGUCAAAUGAAUGCCGAUUGAACAAAUAAAGAAUGUAAUGGAGUGCAUAUACAAGAAGUAAA
This is a messenger RNA of Acanthaster planci (crown-of-thorns starfish), 7028 nucleotides long. It is a transcript of the gene dpyd, whose product is annotated as dihydropyrimidine dehydrogenase. The record is from RefSeq and is a predicted model, not a curated record. Gene Ontology annotation, cellular component: cytoplasm; cytosol. NCBI's taxonomy places the organism in Eukaryota, Metazoa, Echinodermata, Asteroidea, Valvatida, Acanthasteridae. Gene Ontology annotation, molecular function: iron-sulfur cluster binding; uracil binding; dihydropyrimidine dehydrogenase (NADP+) activity. Gene Ontology annotation, biological process: thymine catabolic process; uracil catabolic process.